This is a messenger RNA of Paramuricea clavata, 6844 nucleotides long. The record is from the annotation of a GenBank genome assembly. NCBI's taxonomy places the organism in Eukaryota, Metazoa, Cnidaria, Anthozoa, Malacalcyonacea, Plexauridae.
AUACAAUACAAUUUUAUUUAAACAUGGUAAAAAUCUUCAGUUUACAAAUGGUAAGUAUGAUAAAUUAAAUAAAUAUAAAAAUACCAUGAACUGGUUUACAAGAUUGCCGUGUGGAGGUCAGGUAAAUUACUAGUUACUAUUAAUAAUAUUCCGCUAUUGCUUUCCUAAAUUGGGCAAAUAAUUGUAGUUUUCUUAUAUCUUGGGGAAGACUAUUCCAAAGAACUGCCCCACUAUAGCGAAAGCUUCGUUUUAGGUAAUUCGUUCGUGGCUUUGGCAAAUUUAACCGUAUUUCGGAAUUUCUUAUAUUGUACCCAGUGCCACGAAAAGAAAACAUAUCUUGGAGGUAAGAAGGCACAUUUCCUUUUAGCGUCUUAAAUAUUAGACCAGCUUUGAGCUUGAUGCUUGUGAUGUUACUCUGAGUGGGGACGGCUAAAGGGAGAGUUAUCUCGGAGAGUUAUGAUUUCGGAUAGUUAUGUUCGAAUCACGCCCAAACCACGCCCCAAUGAUAAUUUCAUCAUCUAUAGCUCUUAUCUUUUGCCUAGAUCCAAUCGUCAUAAACUCUGUUUUUGCAACAUUUAGGCUUAGCCUAUUUGUCGAACAUUAACCAAUUAUGAAAGCUUUUCAAUUCAGAGUUAAGACAUUCUGGAGCUCAUCCACUGAGUCGGCCGCAUAGGUAACACUUGUAUCGUCUGCAAACAUUCUCGGCAUUGCAUAAUUGAGGCAAUUCGGGAGGUCAUUGAUGUAUAUGAGGAACAAUAUCGGGCGCUUCUAAAGGCCUGAUUCCACGGGCGCUUUUUCUCGGCGAAAUGCAAAAUAUUUCGCCUGUUUCUUUUGAAUUGCGACCACUCGAAUAAAUUAUUUCUACUUGAUUGCCCACAAUUCAAAAGAAACAGGCGAAAUAUUUCGCAUUUCGCCGAGAAAAAGCGCCCGUGGAAUCAGGCCUUAAAGCGCACGGAGCGGAUUUUUCUUUGUCUUAAGUAUUUCUCGGGUGGAACUAAUUAGAAAAGACAAAGAAAAACUCCGCUCCGCGCGCAAAAUUCCGCCUAAUGGAAAACCGGCUUUAAUAUUUGGAAAAUUUGCACUAGGAUCAAAGUUAUCGGUCAGUGAAUAUCGAAAAAUCGCGUCGCGUUGUCGAUUCGCGUCCGGUGUGUCUGGACCUUUAAGCUACUUUUAUAGUCCCGAAUUAAGGUGAAACUGGACUGAAAACUGCUCUGUUUAUAUAUUAAUAUGCAAACGAAAAAAGAACUCGUCUAAUAACGCACCCAUAUAUAUUUCCACCGAAAAAGCCGCACAAUGGCGGCACAACGCGGUUAUUAUUAUCUUUUUCACUGGGAAAGGGUUAUUUAUUUACGUUUUUCUUCGUGAGCGGUCCAUAGAGGAUAUUACACGGCGGCGCGAAGAUAUGACUUUUAUCCUCGAGUGGUGAAAACAAUAUUUUACGAACGAGCGCAGCGAGUGAGUAAAAUAUUGUUUUUUAACACGAGAAGAUAAGUCAUAUCUUCAAGCCACCGGGUAAUGUUCUGUUUAUUCUAUAAUCCCAAGCAAAAAAUUGUAUAAAUACUAAAAGUCACGUGAUCGACAUCUUCACUUGUGAAGAUAUGGAAAAUAUCUCACUGUGUAUUUUUCAGUACCUCACUCUGUACUAUAUAAUAAUUCUUAAUAAAUAAAGCAUAUAUGGAAAAAGACAACAUUUUUCGAAAUCAUAACUCAUUUGACUGCAUGCAUGGAUAUUGAAUGGGAAUCUGAAAAUCUUCAGAUUGAAUUACAUUUCCGGCCGGAAAAUUUUUUUUCCUUUUCACAAGACCUUGAGAAAGAUCAUAUAGACAAGACAAGUACCGAAAACAAAAGUUGCAGCUGUCCUCAAUACAGAUAGGAGCUCGGUAUAGGCGCAAAACAUUGAGUUGCGCAGUAAAAUCCGAUCAACAUAUUUGUCGAUAUUCAGGAAAAUAUUUAUGUAUGUUUUCUAAUAUUUUCCGUUAAAUAUUUACGGAUCAGUGAGUGCUCGUAUUUUGAACGUCGAAAACGAGAACAUUGUUUGAAUAUGGUUAUCGACGUCGAAAAUGUGGAAAAUUCCUUCAUUUGGGAAACAUUUAAGGAUGGAAUGCCAUACUUGGGACCAUAUAAAACUGAGAUGCCAGGUAUUAGCGGUUUUGAAAUUUUAGAACGUUGCCCGGGUGAAUUUUCAUCACUGACAAAGCGAAUGCGAUACAAAUUUUCCACACUGGACUGUAGUCGUGUGGGAAUGGACCAUUUGCAUUAUAGACUAAAUUUUGAUCUAGACAAAAAUUUCAUCACAGCUUGAAAGAGCAUCACAAAAUUAGUAAUAUUCCAACAUAUCGCAACGAGCGAAAUGUUGUAAAAUGCGGAUAAUAUAGCCUUGCGAAAUUUGCAAUUUUCAACCAUUUUGUAUUACAAACGGGACUCUGAUGCCCCAACACCCGAUUGGGCUGUCAAUUUCCCGUGCGUAACACAAAAUGACUGAAAAACGGCAAACUUCGCAAGGCUAUAUUAUCCGCAUUUUACAACAUUUCGCAACGAAACUUUGGAAUAUUACUAAUUUUGUGAUACUCUUUCAAGCUGUGAUGAAACUUUUGUCUUAACUUGUUUAGAUCAAAAUUUAGUCUAUAAUGCAAAUGGUCCAUUGACAAAUACCGUCCUAAUCUAAUUGUCGCGGGUCGCGGGUUUUAUUCGCGGGUCGCGGGUUUUAUUCGCGGGUUAUUUUCGCGGGUCGCGGAAACGAAAGUUGCGGGUUAUUAACGAAAGUCGCGGGUUUUUUCGCGGGUAUUUUGUCGCGGCUUUUUUACGCGGGUCUUUUCAGUGUUUUUUUUUCUAAUUUCCCCGUCAGCGUUCUUUUUGUAAUGGCACGAAACAUCGGCUGUUAUCUUCAAAAUAAGACCCCAUUAAACUUUAUUUUUUAGUGUAUACAGUGGCUUUACAAAACCGAUUUUGACAUAAAAAUCACAAAAUAAAAAACUUUUUAAAAGUCUUAUAUGCGGUUUUUUGUACGCUUUCCGCUGAUGCAAGUCAUUUUUAUUGUAAUUGAAUACAGAAUUUCCCAUUUUUUUGCUGUAAUACAAUUUAAUAGAGGAUAAUCAUUGAUCACCCAUUUUCUCGGGAUUGGGCAACUUUUUUGCUUGGGAACUUUUUUUGGUAGUGAUGUACCUAUAUGCCUUUUAAAUAAACCCCAAACCCGAAGUAUUUCCCACAUGGGUGCCACGAAGCGAAAUAAUUUUGGCCAACAGCCCACGGCCUACUAGUCUAAAGUUAUAUAGUCUAGGCAGCCGUAUAUCCCUCAACAGUUAAUUCUUCCAUGAAUUCUGUUUUGGGUUACUUAACAGUUCUUUACCUCAGGCAAAAUUUCCUCGCCGCCAGGAACCCAAAAAUGUGAGUUGCCCGACUGUAACCUAUUAUGUUUUAUAAGUACUAUUUACAACAUGAGCGGCCGUGUUGUAUCGGAUAUAACUAAGAAAAGCCGAGAAAAUCAAAGUUAAAGUUUAUGUAAAUCAGCAUGAAUCUGUAUCACAUAUACAGAUACGACACGCCUAUGAUUUUUCUUUGUGUUUUCUUCAUGAAUUAUUAAUGAGUUUUUUAACAUACAUACAGUACUGUUGGUGGCAUUUCAAUUGUUUAGCUUACCAAGUGACUUGGCUAGCUGGGUAGCUCACUUACAAAACAGGCUUUAAAUAUGAAGAUAAUUUCCAUAGGUCGCAUUAAGAUGCAAACGCAGAAAUUAGACUUGGAAAAUUGGGUGAAGAUUGAUCGCACAUAUGCUUCUCAACAACGCGAGAAAGAGAGAUUGUUGGAAACCAAGAAGGACUUGGUGUUUGUCACAAACGAUGAUCCUUCCACUGUCCUUGCAAAACAUGAAUUCCUGGAGCUCCUAUGUGAUUAUCUACCAAGUAAUGCUUGACAUGUUCUUUUGAUUCAUUCAUUGUUUGUUUGUCUAUUUAAUUAAUGUCUAUUGGUAAAUAUUGUAAAAUAUUUUAUAAAUAACCUUACCUUACAAUUACCAAACUACUGUAUACUCUAAAGUCUAAACUAUACAACACUCUACCAUCUUAUACCUACGAUAUAUCUCUCGGCCCCUAUUGCAGUCUAUACUAAUAAUUAUUUUACUCUGUCUAAUGCCAGAUGAUUUUACUCGUCAAUGACGUCAAGGGGAGAGUGCUAAGCGGCCUAAGGUCAACUGCACGUGUUCUAUGCUGCCACCUUACUUCUAUCUCAAAAAAUAUUGUGUUACUGUACCUUGAAAAACAUCUUAAAUAGUUCAUGUUUGGAAAAGAUAGGUGCUUUUUAGCAAGGCGAGGGGUUCUGCAUGCAUGUAUUUCUAUAGUAUGUUCUGUACCUCACUAUCCGCAUACAGUAUUAACAUACCAAAUUGGCUUUACAAUUAGAGAAGCUUCACCCACCCAAUACUCCAAAUUAUGAAACUUAAGUUGGAAUGUUAGGGCAGUAACAAACACAAUGUAAGCGGAGGAGGUUGGGUUGCGACCCUUGCCCUUGGAAGGAAUUGAAUUGAACUUGGCAACGUGAAAAUUUAAAUUAGGAAGGAUAAUAAAUGUUCCACGGUCAACCUGUAUCGCUGUAUUUUUUACCUUACCUGAGCUGAUUUUUCUUUACGCUAUUAUUAAACUAGAGAGAUAUCCAGACAAGUUUGAAGCACGUGAAAAAGGCGUGUACAACAAAAUGCUGGAUGAAUUUGUUUCAUCACAUCCUGAUGAGUCUGAUGAUCCACUCUUAAAAGCGUCGCGUCUUACCCAGGAGGAUUGGUGCAUAAUGGAAUGGAAGGAAGAACAUCAAGCAUACUGUCUGACUGCAGGUUUGAUUUUUACAGUUUUAAUACUACGUAGACACUUCCAAAAUUUGCUUGAGUAACCACUAUUCUACUAUUGGAGUAGACACGACCUGUAGGCCUCAUGUAUCGUCAUAUGAAGACAGAUAUCGUCAAUUGCGGAGUCAAUCGAAUACAGUAGUCGAGUAGGGACAACUAUACAGUAAUUCUAUAAGGGGCCAUUCACAAAGGAUGUUCGGCCAAAUGAUAGAUUUUCAGACCCCCCCCUCCCCCCCCUUGUCCAGCAUUGUCCGAAUUAGUGAACCCCCCUCCCCCCGGACAUCCGCCAUGCCUCACAAAAACUCACGCAACCUUGUAUAUGUCAAGAGUAAAAAAUGUUUUUACUUUUAGAACUUUUUUAUAACUAUAAAUGUGAAUACAAAAACAUAUAAAUUACUAAUUAAAACAAAAUCUAGUAUUAACCGCACAGUCAAAAUCGGCCAAUUUCACAAUGGGAGGGAGAGGUCAAUUCAAAAUAGAGGAAAAAGAAAUUUGUUUUUGAUUUUCUUUAAAUUUCGGACAUCCGGAUUGCUAAAAACCCCCUCCCCCCUAUGUCCGAGUUUGUCCUGAUUUUCCAAACCUCCCUCCCCCCCCCCCCGUCGGCUCGGACAUCCUUUGUGAAUGGCCCCUAAGCAAUGUGUCUUUGCUCCAUGCAGGUAUUGUUUAUAUUUUAGCCAAAUCAACUUGAAAAUUUUACUCUGAAUAAUCUGCCAUUAUGCAAAGGUUUCACAGGACUUCUGUUUCUGAACAAGAAUACAAUACAUACAGCUGGAGAAUUAAGAAACUCCAACAAGAAGUCUUCCCCAUUUAUGUGUCAAACAAAUUGCCCUGGAUCUUCGUCUUUCAUGAUCGAUUUUAAUUGAAGAUUUUUUGGUCUUCUAUAAGAUAAAUUUCUCUUCUUUAAUUAAUAGUAGUUCAGGUUUUAAAACUGUAAAUAUAAUUCUUCAGGUGCGGUGUUUUUUCCCAUGACAUGGGCGCUUCAGCAAAAGUUUAAUCUGCCUAUGAUAGGUAUACAUAAGCCCGUUACAGGGUAAGUUAUCAUACUAGAGAAUUUUGGUUUGUGCUGUAUGAAUUAUCUAAUUAGUUCGAUAAAAAGACCCUUACUAUUUUUUAAGUGCUACGUACUAUAUAUAAACCCAAAUAUAAUUUUUGGUGUGUGUAGUAAUUGGAUCAUUCUAAGGGGAAAUGUAAUAAUCCUUGAUUCCUUGAAGUAUGAAACCUCAUCAAGAUAAAAUUUUUCACUGUUGUCCGGAUAUGAUGUCAUUAGGUGCAUUUGUUUGUGGAGCAAAAAGGAUCAAGAUGAGUUUUUUUUAAAUAAUAAUGAUAUAUUAUAUACAUUUCUUAUCCAAGCGACCUAAAUAUUACACAUAAACCAUAUUUUGAGUUAGUAGCACUUCAAAUAAAUAGAGGAUAUUACACGGCGGCGCGAAGAUAUGACUUUUAUCUUCAAGUGGUGAAAACAAUAUCUUCAAGCCACCGUGUAAUGUUCUGUUUAUUAUUUUCAGUAUAUAUAUAUAUAUAUAUAUAUAGUCCCAAGCAAAAAAUUGUAUAAAUACUAAAAGUCACGUGAUCGAUAUCUUCACUAGUGAAGAUAUGUAAAAUAUCUCACUGUGUAUUUUUUCAGUAUCUCAUUCUCUACUAGGCUAGAUAAUAAAUGAUUAUAUAUACUGUAGCGUCAUCACAGAUUAAGGAAUAAUAAUUUUUAUUUUUAAAAUCGCUUUUAAUGGAAAACGUUUUCUUGUGAAAUUUUUCAAGUCACUCGCAUGCAUGUUCAUCGGUUUUUUCAAAUAAUGCUUCAAAUCAUUCUAUAUUACAAUUAGUUAUAUAUUAUACAAACAUUUUAGAUUCAUAAAUCAUCUAGUGCCGAAAGUUUACGACCUCUUGAAAACAAUGUCUUCAGACGCUCCUGUAUACCGUGGCAACUGGAAUAUGUCUCUUGACCUGGAUGGGGUUCUUGACCUCCACAAACCGCCAAGUGGUCAUGUGGAACGUAAUGAGGUAAAUAGCUUUUAA